Molecule: messenger RNA, 1282 nt
Organism: Vigna radiata var. radiata (mung bean)
Lineage: Eukaryota; Viridiplantae; Streptophyta; Magnoliopsida; Fabales; Fabaceae
Product: multiple RNA-binding domain-containing protein 1
Exons: 4
Coding region: 47-532 (161 amino acids)
Biological process (GO): mRNA splicing, via spliceosome
Cellular component (GO): U2 snRNP; catalytic step 2 spliceosome; precatalytic spliceosome
Molecular function (GO): RNA binding
Source: RefSeq, a predicted model, not a curated record
UGUAACACCACAUUCACACAGACGAGGUUGCUAGUUUGGAAAUCUAAUGGCACAACUGGUAUUACUGAACUCAUGUCCACCUCAAUAUGUAUUGCUUCGGCGGGUCAGAAUUUCGAAGCCAUCGAUAUGGGUCAGGAAACCGACUACCGUUUCUUCACCAUCAUUUUCUACCUCAGCUCCUCUUAGCUACGCAUCGUUUUGCUGCAGCUGUAGCGCUACCUCUUCUGUCGAACCCGAUUUAUCCUCUUCAGCCAAAAUCUUUGUCAAAGGGCUACCUCACUCAACCUCUGAAGGAAGAUUGAUGAAGGUGUUUUCAGAGUUUGGUGAAGUUAAUCUCGUCCAGCUUCCAAUAGAUGAAAAAUCAGGAAAGUCUUUAGGAUUUGCAUUUAUUUGGUUUGUAAAGGAAGAGUCUGCGCAAUUGGCUGUCCAAGAGAUGAAUGGAAAGUUUUUUGAUGGCAGAUUUAUUUAUGUUACAAUUGCAAAGCCUGGAUCAUUAAAAAAUUUGAAGACGACGACAGCCUACAAAUUUUAAUCAUAUGAGCAGUUGCUAAUAGCAUCUUUUCAUUCACAAAAUAACAAGCAAUUUUAUAUAAUAUAGUCAGUGCCAAUAAACUUUUUCCAUCCUCUUGUUGAAUGUCGACUAUAAUUUCCUUGAUGGAACGGCUAAACAAUAUUGGAUCACUAACGUUCAAUGCUACACAUUCUACUCCAUAGCCUCAGAAUUGACAGACCCCUUGAUUUGCAAAGUUACUAAAACUUAUUGCAAAAAGAAUCACUUAUGUGUGGGUAUACAUAGAGCCUUUCUAUAACCAAAAAAUAUACUUGGAAAGUUGCUGAUCAAGAACAAGAAGCAGUUCAAGAUACCAGUGGACGGGGUCCAGGGUUUUUACCUUCUAUCUCCCGGUACCUGCUUUGAUCACUGUCAUGACCACAUUCAAGGCUGCAGAUGAUCAGCCUGUGGAGCUGCAAGGGUGGGAUCAACAUUAAAGAAGAUCCACAGGUUCAAGUCAGGGUCUUCUCCUCCUCCUGAAGUGAGUUUAUUCAUUUAGAGACUAUUUUUGACCAUAUCAAAAGACAGUUUUCUAUUAAGAACAAAGUUGCUCAAAGAUGUCCCUAAUGUCAUGUCUUAUUGGUGUUGAAUCUUCUAAUUUAGCGGUGUUAAGUAUGUCCUCUAUAUCUCUCGCUUACAACUAGUGGCAGAAAGAAAUUGAGGCUGUCCAUUUAUCUUAUCUUUUAUGUAAGCAGUUCCUCAAGCUAUGAACCAAAUUGGCUUGUUCAUCGA